This is a messenger RNA of Penaeus indicus, 557 nucleotides long. It is a transcript of the gene RpS16, whose product is annotated as small ribosomal subunit protein uS9. The coding region runs from base 73 to 513 and encodes 146 amino acids. Gene Ontology annotation, biological process: translation; maturation of SSU-rRNA from tricistronic rRNA transcript (SSU-rRNA, 5.8S rRNA, LSU-rRNA). Gene Ontology annotation, molecular function: RNA binding; structural constituent of ribosome. Gene Ontology annotation, cellular component: ribosome; cytosolic small ribosomal subunit. The transcript has 5 exons. The record is from RefSeq and is a predicted model, not a curated record. NCBI's taxonomy places the organism in Eukaryota, Metazoa, Arthropoda, Malacostraca, Decapoda, Penaeidae.
UCCAAAGUCGGUGUGGAUGUUCGUGCGGCUCGUGGUAGUCCUUCCUUUAGCUGUUUCGGCGUGUUGAGCACAAUGGCUCCCAAAGAAAUAAUACCGUCUGUGCAGGUGUAUGGCAGGAAGAAAACUGCCACUGCUGUUGCUCACUGCAAGCGCGGAAAUGGCUUGAUCAAGGUCAAUGGCCGCCCAUUGGAGCUUGUUGAGCCAAGGACUCUGCAGUACAAGCUGUUGGAGCCUGUCCUUCUCUUAGGCAAGAAACGCUUCUCCAAAGUAACCAUCCGUGUCCGCGUACAGGGUGGUGGACACACCUCUCAAGUCUAUGCUAUCCGCCAGGCCAUAUCCAAGUCUCUGGUUGCCUAUUAUCAGAAGUUUGUUGAUGAAGCCUCCAAGAAAGAAAUCAAGAACAUCUUGAUAAACUAUGACAGAUCACUCUUGGUUGCUGAUCCUAGGCGUUGCGAGUCCAAGAAGUUCGGAGGUCCUGGAGCCCGUGCCCGCUACCAGAAGUCCUACCGUUAAAUUUUUUAUUUUAUUUGGAUUCUGCAAUAAACCUAAGGACAAGU